CAACCCGUGAAACGCAUGCCUUUCACAUCACUCGUUCAUACACACACGCCUCGUUCGUGCCAAACAAACUCCCCAACACACGCUCACACGCGUGACAAUCCCUAAGCCCCCUUCCUCGCAUGCUCGCUCGCUCGCACGCUUCUCCUUCUCCAAUCCCUGUCCCGCCCGACCCGACCCGCCGACCCCCUCAGUCUUCCUCGUCGGAGCCCCGCCUUCUCCCCCCUAAACGACACCGUACUCCAGUUCCGGUCGCCGGAAAACUCGGGUACGAUUUCCCGGUGAAUCAGUUCUGGAAAUGGAAGAGAAGAUGGAUCGGUGAAAUGAAUGGUGGCGUGAGCUUUGACUGAGGACGAGAAGGUGGAAUUCGAGGGAAAAAUGGAGCCUUUCGGCCAAUGUGGAGUCGAUUUUGCGAGACGUCGGUGUUCCGAGCUGGUUUGAGAAGAAAAUUCUAAAUUAGCGUGGAACUCAGAAUCAGUAGGAUGAUUUCUGCAUUGUUUGGAACAAUUUAAUCCUUCCAGUGGUUGUGUGGGAAGUUAAGCAGUUAUGGCUUCUACAUUCAUGAUAGAAGGAUCAAGAAACUAGGAUAAUCAGGGGGUCAAAAGUGUAGGAUUAAGGAAAUAAGGAGAAUAUGGCUACGGAUAUACAGAAGUUAAUUGGAACAAGUGAAGAAGAUGAGGACGAAGAAAUGGAGAUGGACGUGAAAGAAGAGGGCGAUGACGAUGAUGAAGAAGAUGGUGAGAAGCAUGUUGAUGCCACCUCUAUGAUUGCGGGGGUUGAUGGAGGAAUGCCAACAAGAAGUAGUAAUAAUAACCGGUUUCAGCAGCACCAUCAAAUUCAAGAACAAGUGGGGACCCCAGGAGGGGGAGGAGUCAGGAGGUGUAGACCGAUAGAGGAGAAGGAGAGAACCAAGUUAAGAGAGCGGCAGCGCAGGGCGAUCACUGCAAGGAUCUUAGCAGGGUUACGGAGGCAUGGAAAUUAUAAUCUUAGAGUUAGGGCUGAUAUCAAUGAUGUAAUUGCGGCUUUGGCUAGGGAAGCUGGCUGGGUUGUUCUUCCAGAUGGAACAACGUUUCCUGCAAAAUCUCAGGGCCCAAGGCCUGCUGGUGUCAAUUCUGCGGCAGUAUCUUCCCAAAUGGUGUCCCCACAAACUCCUGCUUCCCUUAAAGGAGUUACUUCUGGCUAUCGGAGCUCUGGGGAACUUAAUGCUUGUAACAUGAAAGGUGUUUUUAUUCCUAGUUCAUCACCUUAUGAUCUCCCCUCAAGUGCUCGGUCUCAAAAUUCAUCCGUUGUGGGAGAUGGAGGAGGUCCAACAGAUAGUCAUCCUCUUAUUGGUGGUUCCAUGGAUAAUGUUGGUGACAAACAGAUUGUUGACAUACCCCUGAAGUUACCAGAACGUGAUUACUCCAACACCUCAUGCAUUCCUGUUUAUGUGAUGCUACCUCUAGGUGUCAUUAAUAUGAAGUGUGAGAUGGUUGAUCCAGAUGGUCUACUAAAGCAGCUAAGGAUAUUGAAAUCAGUUAACGUUGAUGGUGUUAUGGUUGAUUGCUGGUGGGGAAUAGUAGAAGGACAUGCUCCAGGGGAGUAUAACUGGAAUGGAUACAAGAGGCUCUUUCAGAUGGUGUGCGAGCUUAAGCUGAAGCUGCAGGUUGUGAUGUCAUUUCAUGAAUGUGGAGGCAAUGUUGGUGACGAUGUAUGUAUUCCACUGCCCCAUUGGGUGGCUGAAAUUGGUAGAAGCAACCCUGACAUAUUUUUCACUGAUAGAGAGGGAAGACGUAAUCCUGAAUGCCUUUCAUGGGGAAUUGACAAGGAGCGAGUUUUAAGAGGCCGAACAGCUGUCGAGGUGUACUUUGACUGCAUGAGAAGCUUCCGUGUAGAGUUUGACGAGUACUUUAAAAAUGGUAAUAUCUCCAUGAUUCAAGUUGGACUAGGUCCGUGUGGGGAAUUACGAUACCCAUCUUGUCCUGUAAAGCAUGGUUGGAGAUAUCCCGGCAUUGGUGAAUUUCAGUGUUAUGAUCUGUAUUUGCUGAAAAGUCUGAGGAAGGCAGCAGAAGCAAGGGGACACUCCUUCUGGGGUAGAGGUCCAGAUAAUGCAGGUUCUUAUAAUUCCCGGCCACAUGAAACCGGUUUCUUUUGCGAUGGGGGUGAUUAUGAUAGCUACUAUGGCAGGUUCUUCCUUAAUUGGUACUCUCGAGUUUUAGUUGAUCAUGGUGAUCGUGUGCUUUCGCUAGCAAAGUUAGCUUUCGAUGGCACCUGCAUUGCUGCAAAGCUAUCAGGUCUUCACUGGUGGUACAAGACAGCCAGUCAUGCAGCUGAAUUGACUGCAGGCUUCUAUAAUCCAUGCAAUCGAGAUGGUUAUGCUGCAAUUGUGACAAUGCUAAAGAAGCAUGAAGCUACUUUAAACUUAGCGUGCACUGAAUUGCACAUGCUAGACCAGCAUGAAGACUUCCAAGAGGCACUGGGAGAUUCUGAGGGUUUAUUCUGGCAAGUGCUGAAUGCUGCAUGGGAUGUUUGCGUACCAGUUUCUAGUGAGAAUGCUCUUCCUUGUCAUGAUCAUGUCAGCUACAAGAAAAUAUUGGAUAGUGCCAAACCCUUGACUGAUCCGGAUGGAAGGCAUUUGUCGUCUUUUACCUACCUUAGGCUCAGUCCACUUCUCAUGGAAAGACACAGCUUCAUGGAAUUUGAACGAUUUAUUAAGAGAAUGCACGGGGAAGCUGUUGGCCUCCAAGUAUAUAGCAACUAGAAUGAAGUCUCUCCGGAUGGUGUUUUAUUAAUUGCUGUUGAAGGAAGAGGUUUGUCCAGAUAGCGUAUUAUCUUCUUCUUUCUCAGAAAAAAAGGAACAUUUUAUCCCCAAAAAAUGUUGUGCCCAUUAUUCUAGAUGAGGUAUUAGUAUUAGUCAGUCACCUAUACUAGUUGAUAGGACAGUGGCUAACAACGAGAUUGAACCUUUUUUGUAGUCGAACACCGACCAUGAUUCAUAUGUAAAAGUGAUUUAAAUGUAAAA
Prunus mume (Japanese apricot) is the source of this 2998-nucleotide messenger RNA. It is a transcript of the gene BAM7, whose product is annotated as beta-amylase 7. The record is from RefSeq and is a predicted model, not a curated record. Gene Ontology annotation, biological process: polysaccharide catabolic process. Gene Ontology annotation, molecular function: beta-amylase activity. NCBI's taxonomy places the organism in Eukaryota, Viridiplantae, Streptophyta, Magnoliopsida, Rosales, Rosaceae.